Medioppia subpectinata is the source of this 1304-nucleotide messenger RNA. The record is from the annotation of a GenBank genome assembly. NCBI's taxonomy places the organism in Eukaryota, Metazoa, Arthropoda, Arachnida, Sarcoptiformes, Oppiidae.
UUUCUAAACAUAUUAAACAACAAAUGUCUGUCAAAACGGAGACAAAGAUAUCAAUGCAAGCGUUGGCUGAGUUAAAGUCCAUCGACGACAUCGACUUCAAUGAGAUUGAGUUAAGCAGCGGUCAGACGCCGGACGAUAUCAACGUCCGGUGUCUGCGGCUAUGCGUCGACUAUUUGGGCGGUGUUUGGACGCAACGGACGCCCGACUCGAUCGCCGUCAAGAGGGUUAUGGGAGGCGUCACUAAUCAGCUCUAUUACUGCGCAAUCGGCAGUCUCUCCGACGAGACAGAGGGGUCGGGUGUGCCUCAGGAGGUGGCCAUCAGACUGUAUGGGCGCAAGUAUUUUACCAGCGAUGACAGUGAGGAUCAAAAUGAUAGGCUAAACGAUGUAAUUACGGCAAUGUUAGCCUCCCGGAGCCAUUUGGGACCCCAAGUGUACGGCAUAUUUGAUGGUGGUGAGAUACUUAAAUAUUACAAGCACCGGGCGUUCGGUGUGGAGGAGCAAAAAGAUGCGGCAAUCGGUGCGAAAGUAUUUGAAAAAUUGGCGAAAUGGCACUCAUUGGAGGCGCCGAUGAAGAAGUCGCAAUGGAUUGGCCCAAUGUUUGAGGGCAUGUUUGAGAGCGCCCGCCAAUAUCCCGGGCUCCGGGAACUGAUCGCAGAGUGCAAUCUUCACACAUUGAAACGGCACGACAUUCAAGCGGAGAGACAAUGGCUGAUGGAUCUGAUCCGCGAGUGCGACAGUCCCGUAGUGUUUGCGCACAACGACUUCCGGAGCGCCAAUAUUAUGGUAUUGGAGGACAACAACAAUAACAAUAAGACCACCGCUGAUGGCGGCGGCGAUGAGGGGAUAGUGUUUUGCGAUUUUGACGCCUCCCGAUACGGGCACCGGGGGCUCGACUUUGGCACCCUAUGGUGGGAGUGGGGCCGCACUUUCAACGACUACAAACAUGAGCACGUUUUUCCCGAUGAUCGCCAAAUUGUGCCCCUAAUUGAGGCCUAUAUCUGGGAAUCGACGCGAAUAUAUGGCCCGAAAUACGGAGAAAAUGCCCGCAAUUCUGUCCGACAGAUACUGAAAGAAGUGAAAGUGUUUUCUCUGGUUUACGCCAUGUUUAGGGUUUUAGUGGAUCUGCGAUGCGAUGACAAAACCCAAGAAACCCGCGUUUCUGAUUUACCGCUUCCGGGAUUCCCUGUCGUCGAAAACUACAAGCUUUGGGAACUAUUGAGACACUCAGACACAGACUCAUCGACUAAACUCUCGGCGAUUCUCGCAAGACAUCGCUUCAGUCCCGACUAUCCCUCUAAUUGA